Molecule: messenger RNA, 2374 nt
Organism: Tupaia belangeri chinensis (Chinese tree shrew)
Lineage: Eukaryota; Metazoa; Chordata; Mammalia; Scandentia; Tupaiidae
Gene: CUNH5orf58
Product: chromosome unknown C5orf58 homolog
Exons: 4
Coding region: 921-1166 (81 amino acids)
Source: RefSeq, a predicted model, not a curated record
GAGAAGGCAAAGCCUUGUGUGCUCUGAUAUCGGGGCCUAACGCUGCUCAGCAGGUCUAGGAGAAUCUGGAUGGAACCCAAAAGAGUCUUUGGAACAGCUCCAAAGACUGCAGUGGCAGAGAAUCAAGCAAAGAGAGAUCGAAUACCAGCUUUUCUCCGGGCAAAUGACCACGCUGCGUGUCUCGGAUCAUGUGCACCCUUUACUCAUCUGUAAAAACUUGCAGAAAAGAAGAGAGCUAACAUGUGCGAGUCACUGAUCACCCGCCAAGCACCUCCCAGGUAUCAGGGCUCACCUAACACUCAGAAUCACAUGCAAAGGCCGUUACCUCCAUUCCUCAGGUCAGGGCAUUUGGACUCCACUGUUUCUCCACAUCUAUUCAGCUAAACAAGUGAUGGAGUAGGAUUCUAACCCAAGCACUUUCAGCCUAGGGGUCUGGUCUUAGGCCAUCUCUAACCUGUGCAAAUUAAAUGCUUAUAAGGGCCGCAGAGCACCUAGUUCACUAUCUGGCACACAGGAUCAACGACUUCCGCCCUUCUCUGCUUACCCAGCAGCGCCAAUCACUCCCAGCCUAGCAUCCUGAACUUUCUCCACGUGGGAGAAGGGCGGAGGUGGGGUGUGUGUGUGCUUGGACUACAACUCCCAGGAUGCACCAGGCGAAGAAGCCCACCAAUCAGGAAGGCCAGCCUAAUUGCCAGGCCGCUGGCCCCGCCCUGCGGUCCUGACUUGGGGACGGUUGCUGGCGACCUUGGCGGGCUGAGUCCUGACUGGGUGUGGCCUGUCCGUUACUCGGUUUUAAAUUUUCCUGAUCCGCCUUGGUGGGUGAGGCCUGCUGAAAUUUCCAGUGGCUCUGAAUUGAGUGACAAAAAUAGGAUUAAUUCCUCUGGUUCAUGAAAAGUUAGAGGCAAGGAAUUGACUAAAAGAUGUUUAACAGUGUUGCUGAACAUAAGCAGAAUGUGGAAGCCAUAAUUAAGAACAUUAACACAAUUUCUUUGGAGCUGAAGAAGAUGAAAGAUCUGCAUCGAAUGCCGAUGACAGCAGCUGUGGCAAAGGGGCAUGGGACUGCCGAGGCCAGUUUGGACCAGUCAGGACUUCCUGCUGGAGCUGGGGAGAGGAGCACCUCAAAUGGAAUCAAGUGCCACCAAGAAGAAGAGGGGAGUGGCUGUUAGUUAGGCACAAAAUAAUCCACUCCCACAUGUUCUGUGUAGGUAGCUCUUCCUAGACUUUGAUCAGGGAACCCUGCUCUCUGAACAGGUGCGAAUAGAUGCUGUGCAGCAAAACAGAGCCUGUUCUUGUGGUCACAUCAGUUCAGGGAGUGCUUUAUGCUAUGUAUUUGUCUUACAAACACUGCAUAUUAACAAAGGCUCUGAGGAAACUGAUACAAAGAAACCCAAUUGACUUAUCUCUCAAAACCAAUCUCGACAUUGCAAUAAAGUUUCUCCUCCUAAAAUGCAAAUCUGCUGAAAACCCUGAUUUGCUCACCACUGUCCUCAGGAUAAAGUCCAAACCUCCUAGGAGGCCUGUAUGAGCCCUUGAGAUCAAGUCCCUGCGUACAGUUCUGUUCCAGCCUCUUGUUAAUCUCUGCAAGUGCUCUGCUCCAGCCGCAUUUUACUAUUUGCAUGUCCGUGCAUCAUGUCUUUUGUGUCUUUUAACCCAUACAUCUUCUGAAAUCUCAUUGCCACACUUCUCUCCACCACAUCGGGCUAGCCUCUGUGUAUUGAGGUCACUCACAUUGGAAAACUUUUUGAGCUAGUAUUUGACCCCUUCUACCCUUUCAUAUGGCAUCAUCUUGUAAUUGUGUGUUUACUCACUUUUCUUAGCCCUGCUCCACUAAACUUCUUAAAGACAUUCCUAGCACUUAACUUGGUGCCGUGAUAGGAUAGGUCAUUAGAAAAUGUUGAGUGAAAAAAUAAUUCUCAGCCUUCUUUCCUCAUGUGGCUUACCAAACAAUAACAGCCAGAUUUAUACCCUCCAAGCAGCCUAAGCGAAGAGACCAAAAGUUACUGACAGCAGAGUUUCCCUCAACAAAACAGCCCUGCUGUCCCACCCCAGAAUCUAGCAGCCACGGGCGUAGAGCUUCUGAUCAUCUGUUUAUAGCACUGGAGCUGAGUGUGAGCAAGCUGCUGUGGCAGAGCCAAUACUCAAGGAGCCCAUGUAUUGAUAGUGGGAAAAGCAGAAAUGAAGCCACAAACAGGCUUGAUCAGUGAAGAAACGAAUUAUGAGGAGCGAUGAACGCUUCAGGAAAAAACAUCUGUUAGUAUCCAUGUGGAAGUAAGAGAAGAUGCUGUAUGAAAAAGAAGUAAAAAAUACUAUUUUUAGAGAGAGGUUUUAGUACAAAAAUACUAUUUUUUAGAGAGUUUUUUGUUGUUGUUGUUGU